Molecule: messenger RNA, 867 nt
Organism: Diprion similis
Lineage: Eukaryota; Metazoa; Arthropoda; Insecta; Hymenoptera; Diprionidae
Exons: 4
Coding region: 91-618 (175 amino acids)
Source: RefSeq, a predicted model, not a curated record
GGCCGACAGGAUAUCGCGGUUUUCAAGUUCAUCUUCACUGUGUCUGGACUAAGUUACUAACGGAAUAGUAGAGGACGACGGACCGCGAAAAUGAUCACGGCGUUGCCAGUGCCCUCGGUAAAGGUUUUCCACAAAACGUAUUACCAAGAAAAAUGUCCACGCAUAGGAAGUAGCCAACCCGGAAGUCCCCUGACGGAAAGCGAAGCGGUUUUGGCCCUCCUCGACAAAGAACCGCCGGAAUAUUAUUUCUGCGGAAAGGUAAAUUCUCUCCACGUUGUCGUCGGUUCUCUUUUGCUCGGUGCCGUCGUCCUGGUCGUUGGUCUCGUCCAGCUGGCACCUGGAGCGGAAGCAGCCCAGAAUUCGGCAGCCCUUAUAGCAGCGGGCUGCGGCCUUUUGGUCGUCGGAGUGCUUUUGGCACCCCUCAGAGCAUUGUGCAUAAGGCGGCAGAAGGCAGCCCACAAAGAGGGUGCACAUCAACGUAGCGUUACCAGUAUAGAUAUGCUCUUGGCGCAGCACAGAGAUUUCACGGUCCUGAUGCCCGACGAGCUGGAAGAUCUGGUUGGCCGACCGACCGCUGCUUUGGAGAGCAAAAUUCGUAAGCAGGGUCACAACACCUAGGCCUCGGUAAAGUCGACGGACAGCUCAUCUGGAAGCGAAACACCCUCAUCCCCGCAACAGCCCAAAUCACCACCGAAAAUUAACCACCAUAUCGUUAACGCGACGAAUUACACGCACUCGCACAACAUGCGUAAGCAUAGCCUCGUCUAGACACUAGACGUUCGUCAUCCUCCCUCCACACAUUAUACGACCGAUCGUCGAUGUAAGUCUUAAUAUGUAAAUUACCCGCCUAAGCAAGUCGUUAAUAAG